Messenger RNA from Rubroshorea leprosula, 862 nucleotides. Lineage: Eukaryota; Viridiplantae; Streptophyta; Magnoliopsida; Malvales; Dipterocarpaceae. The record is from the annotation of a GenBank genome assembly.
GAACCAAGAAAAAUUGGAACUUCCAGGGACAAAGUCACAAAUAAUGGUGAACUUUAUACAGUGAGGUCCCCCGAAAUCUAAUUUCCGGCCAACCAAACGGACUCUUAGUCUCCUUCAAUUUGCAGACUCAAUUACAUCCAAGACUGCCUGGAGUAAUUCCAGCUCACCAUACCAUUGUUUUUAGCCAUCCCGCCUCACCAAACAAAGGAUGAGUAUUCCAACUUUAUACACUUGGUAUUUUUGAUAUACUACUUUUAGAAAAUUAAUAAUGGCCAUUUACAAACUUAGAAAAUAAUAAAACACAACAAAACAAAAAAAGGGAGACCUAAAAUUACAAAAUUUCACAUUUAUUUCUAGAGCUCCACACAUCAAGCAAAAAUCAUCUCCAUUAAGGCAAUGGCUCAACAGAAUCUGUGAAAAUGGCCCACUGUAAUCCGUCUAUAGGUCUUUAGAAAAUGGCUCACAAGUCACAAACCAUCAUUGACGAUCCUGUGGGAGCAAGUAAGCAGUUUAACAAAUUCAGAAAUGAAGGAGAUAAAGUUCGAAAUUACAUGCAAUUAAACCUAAAGGUGACAGUCUAGUUAGCAUAGUUAUCAAUACCGGCAGCAUGCUAGCAUAGGCAAUUGUGAAAUAUGUGAAAGGCUUAUACAGUGCAUCCACAGAUCCAGCAGAUAUUACAUAAGAGCUUCAUGUAGAAAUGUAAAACAGCUUAUAUGUUGCACCCUAAGGCUAAUAAAAGUUAACCCAGGAUUAUAACAUGAACAGAUAUGCAUCAGAAAAAUCACAAGCCCUGACACAGACAUUGUUAAAGUGUUGCCUUAUCUAGAGCAUUCUAUUCAUUCAAUCAAUAUCUUAAAUUCCU